AUGGCUGCUCCUAUGGCGCUCAAACCACUCUCGCUGCACGUAAUCUCGGACUCCAUAUGCCCAUUCUGUUACAUGGGCUACAAACAACUCAACCUGGCCAUGGCCGCAGCGAAGAAAGAAAACUUGCCGCUGGACUUCAAAUUGCGCUUCAAGCCGUUUCUUCUUGACCCGACGCUGCCCACCGAUAAACCACUCAACAAACGCGAACAUUAUGACUCCAAAUUCGGGGCUGCCAAUUUUGCCAGGAUGGAGAAACAGAUGGCCGCCCGUGGGAAGACCGUCGGAAUCAACUUCUCUUACGGGGGCAACAUUCGUCAAACUAUUGACUCACAUCGCCUCAUUGAGAAAGCAUUCUUGGUUGGCGGAGAUGAGAAGCAGCGCUUGAUCAUCGAUGCGCUAUUUGGUGGCUAUUUUGAGAAGGAACAGGACGUGGGGGAUCACGACUUCCUUGCCGAAUGUGCUGUUCAAGCCGGCGUAUUUGCUUCUAAACCGGACGCGGUGGCGUUCCUGGCAACGGACGAGUUGAGAGAUGGGGUUCAAAAGGAUAUCACCGACGCAAAGAGAAUGGGAGUUGAAGGCGUACCGUUCAUCCUCCUCAAUAACAAGUAUGCAGUCUCUGGCGCUCAGGGCGAAGAGACUUUCCUUCAGAUCUUCCGCAAAAUUGCGGCGGGGGAGAAACUGGCGGCAGACGAAUCUUCAGAAGAUACUUGCUGA
Messenger RNA from Mycena indigotica, 714 nucleotides. RefSeq names its product DSBA domain-containing protein. Bases 1 to 714 code for a protein of 237 amino acids. The transcript has 4 exons. Lineage: Eukaryota; Fungi; Basidiomycota; Agaricomycetes; Agaricales; Mycenaceae. The record is from RefSeq and is a predicted model, not a curated record. Gene Ontology annotation, molecular function: oxidoreductase activity.